Molecule: messenger RNA, 12842 nt
Organism: Pocillopora meandrina
Lineage: Eukaryota; Metazoa; Cnidaria; Anthozoa; Scleractinia; Pocilloporidae
Source: the annotation of a GenBank genome assembly
AUGAUGAUUUCAUCACAACCGAAGGAAGGUCGGGUGCAUAUUCAGGACCAAAGAGGCUACUACAUCUUGUAUGAUACGGCGCUUGCAGCCUUUAAGUAAGUGCAUUUUCCUUUAACACCAGCGAAUGAUGAAAACUUGUUCAAAAUUUUUUUCCUCUUAAAAAAGAGUGUAAGUAACGCGACAAACGACAAGCAGAGUUUACACAAGCUUAUAUGUUUUUUGUUUGUUUUUUUGGACUUUAAAUGGUUUAAUAUUUUACUACAGGGAACUGGAGACUGAACUUUUGCUUGUGGCCACCCAUUUCCUUCAAAAAGACAAAGAUUUGAGGCUUCCCAAAAAUUCAAAGGUUAGUGGUAUUGAUCAUUCCACCAUUUAGCCUUCGUCUAAAUGUCCCCGUUGCAUUUCAACGCUUUGAUCAUUAUUUUUGGGGUGGUGGACAAAAAGCGGUAAUUCUUUGCGUGUCUAUACUCUCUUGUUUAACACAGAAUGAUACAUUGAACGUGUUUCUAGAUUAAUGUAAACCUUAAUACCUUAUAACCGGUUAGACUUGACAGCAUAUUUUGUGCUUAUAUCAGUUUCAGGGAGAUCAUAUUGAUCUGGCAGCGUAUGGUCAUCAGCAAGUGGACAGAUUUGCUGUUCUUUUGGAUUUAUGGACAAAUGAAGCUGCAUAUUUGGAAAACAAGAGACAGGUAACUGUCCUGACUAGAUACUUUCCAUAUACCUGUAUUAUUUCCUGGCGGUGCGAAGGGCGGGUUUUACGUCAUUCAGUAGGGGGAGAUGUCAGCCUCAUGGAUAUUGCGCUAGAAUCAAAGUGGUGGAUUGGCUUGAAUUCAAUUCCUUGCCUUUGUCUUUGAGCUUUUUUUAGUGAGCGAGAACCUAAAAUACCACAGUUCCCCAUAAAUUGAAAUUAAAGUUUGAGGAUAUCUUUUUAUGUUCUUUUAAUUUUUUAUCUAUUUAUUAUCCAGCUGUUAGACUGUUAUCUGGAGGCUUAUCAUCAUGUCUUUGACCCAAAAGAGAAAAAACGGCUCGCUCAGGUUUGUCGAAGUCGAAAUGAUUGACAAUUUUUUUAUUAAAGAUCCCCGGUAUUUAUUUCCACCUAAGUUUGAAUGUCUAUUAUUUGUUUGUUUACUUUUUUUCUUUUUUUAUAAUCGUUGAAUAGUUUUUUUUUAAAUUUCCUUGGAAGUUUUCCUCCCAGUGUGAUAAAAUAGACAUACUGAUAUCCAUAGCUGGUACCUACGGGGGCACUGAUAAGGGUUACGGCGGGAAAUUUGUAGGUGAUAAAUUUUUCAAGUUGGACGAACUGUGGCAUAGCCCAUUUGAUUCUCCUUAUUUUUUCCAUCUCAGAUUAUGGUUAAUGUGAUGCAUUCGAGACCAAGAUACGAUUUUUCUGCUGACUACUUCGUGAAGACAUAUCGAGCUGAAUGUGUCUGUCUGCGACUUCAUUGCAACUUAAUCAAGUCAAUUCUCGACAAACAGGUGUAGUAUGGAAACAUGUAUUUUGGUACACAUUUAUUCGGGGGAACCUCAAGUUAAAAUGCAUCAACUUGUUCCAACAGUUAGAGCUUUUGCUAGAGUGAUUGGCUUAUAAUUUAUCCUCACUUCAUCACCCUUGAUACUGUGAAAGUCAUGAGAAUGAGGUAAAUAAUCACCUAUUUAAGAAGCUCCUGAUUGUUUAACAAAUUCCCUUGUCUGUACCAGAAAAAUGUAAAGAUGACAAUAUGGAGAAAAUGAAUGCCUAUGUUAGGAUGUAAAGGCUGUAACUACCAAACAAAAUCUUAUAAAUUUGACAUGUAUAACAUUCACGUUAACUUUGAUUUGCAAACGAACUCACAGAGAGAUCAUUCAAUUUUUUUCUUCAAUUUCAGAUUGACGAUGAGCGAGAGUACAUUCAGAAAGUUUCAAGGGAAGAUAAUUCUAGUAAGUUGAUAUUUGAUAUUAGAACUUGAUUAUUUUAACAAGCUUUUCGAAGUCAUGCUAUUAUUUGACAGGGGAAUGCAUUUAUUUCUUCUUCACCUAAUUAUACUUGGUGUAAUGAAACAGGGACACGUUUUAUGCAAAUUUUAUGAUACUUAAAAAGAAGCAUUUUACAAGCCGGCAAAGAGGAAAUAUAAAUUUUUGACUUAAUAGAAUGAUUUUGAUGAAACCAUAAUCUUUUUUUUUUUAAUGUAACUCUUACAGCAUUGUUUGGUCUUCCCCAUCGGAUCAUUCCUCAACAGCAUAUUGCAGUGAACACCAGUCGGUAAGGAAACUGAUACAGAUAUUUAAAGCCAUUUUAACAUUUUGCUUUGGUAUGAUAAAAAAUAAAUAGAUUCCAAGUUGCCUUGGGUCACCAGAAGUGGUAGGAAGAUCAGUGACGCACUCAGCUGUGCCUCGUAUGCCACUUUUUUGUUCUUAGCAUAGUUCAGGUAAUCUGAGAUCUAUUACUAAACAGAACAGGCCAAUUUGUUGCGAUUUUCCUCGAUCACAGGUGCUCCCUCCCUAACCAUAUCGCUUUUGCAAUACAGAAGCCUUUGAAGAGGGACUGUCGCUAGCCUUAAAAAAACACAAACGUACGAAAAAGCCAAACUUUAGCGCCAAUGGUGAAUUUUUUUUUUUACAGCCACAUAAUAAAUAUAUUUUCGUAUUAAGCUUAAACCUUGUGGUCUUAAAUUUAUUCUAUUUCCGGAUGACGCAAGCAUGUAUUAAAACUUUACUAUGAAUUGAUUUUUGUCACAGACCCGCCCUUAGAUACGUCUACAUGUUGGAAUUCCAUCCAUCCCUUGGUCUAGCCAGCAGAGUAUACGAGGCAUUACAGAGCGCUUUGAAGGUAUGCAUUUUUUCCCUUAUUUUUGUAACUUGCAUAAAGUAUUUCUUGGUGGAUUUUUUGAGUGCUAGGCUGUGCCUUAAAAACAAAAAAAAUUAAACUCACCUGCUCAUGCAUCUAUGAGUUGCGCUCGGAAGCAAGUCAUCAAAAACCUUUAAAUCGUAAAUAUCAUGGAAGAUCCUCUUACAACACGACUUUGUAAAACUGUUGGCUGUUAGUUUGGUUAAAAAAGGGUAAAGAAACUAAGUCGCCAAGGUAAUUUUUGCUCAGCAAGCAUCUUCAGCACUUUCACUUUUAUCGAUAUUAUCAAGUAAGCAUCCUUACACCCUGACAUUGCGUUCACUUAUUUAUCCAUUUAGUUACUUAUCUACCGACUUAUCUAUUUAUUUCUUCAUGCAUUUUCAUUUUAUGUUAUUUUAACCUAAUAUGAAUUUUUUAAUGUGGCCUUUUAUCUCGUAAGUGAUCAUGGUAUUUUCCUAGUUUCUCAACGUGAUUUUCGCCUCUUAUUAGAUGUUUAUCCAGAUACACAAACCAAAAAGUACAGGAGAGAUGAUAUCACUUGAACGUCGCUUAUAUGAAGUAGCACAAAAGGAAUGGGACAGUCAGGAACCAACUGGCCACUCAUUUGCACUGCAGACACAGAAAGACGUGAGUACUACAGCCUUAAAACAAAGGGAUGGGCCACUGUGAACGCUUCAAUAAUAAAAUUUUUAUAUAAAAGGUGGAUCAUUGAAGCUCCUAUCGCAAUUUCUGUCAUAAUUUCUUUUAGUCUGGUACUUUCACUAUGACAAAUUGAACCGAUUGUCAGUAAACAUUCAAAAUUAAUAUCUAACACCUCAAUGUUGUUCUUUCAUCUCAGCUCUUUUCUGAAGUAUUCGUGGAAGAUCCUAUCUUUGUUUGUGAAGUUGCACAGUCCCUGGUAAACCAAGCUUUCAAUUCCAAAAAGGGUGGACGAAAGUCUGUUAAGGAAAAGCAAAAGAUACUCACGGAAACCUGGUCAAAACUGUUGGAGGUAAGCAGUGCGAUGUCUUAAACGGGUACAUACCCAAAAAAUAGAAAAUAACUUUUGUUUUUACCUUUUUUGCGGUGUGAGGAACUUUACAAAGCGGCUCAUAUUUUCCUUUGAAUGUUUCAGGUUAUAACUUUAAGACACAGGCUCAUAACUGCUGCCCAGGAAACAGAUGUAGUCACGAAAGUAAGUGUGUUUCCUGGACGAUUACUCAGGUAGUCUUUCUCUGUUUAACACCCUAUCGCGACAGCAAUCCUCUGAUUUACCUACAUUAGUAUGGAUCAUGGCCAUAGGCCACGCAAUCGCCUUGCCCAAAUCCCAGGAGAGGCAAGCAUAAGCGAAUUCUCUAAAGCCAGAACUUAUCCCAGUUUCAGUAUUAUGAAGCGACUUGGAGUACUGCUACUAUCUCGUGAACGGGAUAUUUUCCAUGGAAGGGUCAGCCCACGCACUUUUAUUAAGUUUCACAGACAAUUCUCCCCUACCCAUUAAUGUUCUAGAGUGGAGAGAAGUUUGUGAGUCAGAGUAAAGUGUCAUCCUAAUAGCAAAGCACAGUGACCCGAUCAGGGCCCAAACCCAAUAUUUCCCAUCAAAAGGCUUUGCUCAUAGGCUAUGGCGUUUUCUGCAUGAGGAGGAUGAAGGUAAACACAGUUUCCCUUUAACACAUUUUAUUUACUGAGAAACAAAAAUCAUAGAAUUGUGUUUGUCACAAGUGUAAAAAUGGCGAGAUUUACGUGCAUGGCCUUCUGCAUCACAGACACUCCCAUCUCAUAGAGACUCGUGCCAAAUUAAAAAUUUAUUCAUGCUAAAUUCGGUGAUGAUGACCUUAAAAGAGUUAACAACAUUUGUCUUUCCAUAGGCAUACAAGCGACAAGCCAAAGAGAUUGGAUUUGAUGAAUACCAUGCGUUUCUUCGUGCCGUGUCGUUUGACUUUGCACAGGCUAAACCAGAUGCUGAGAUACAAAAUGUUCUCAUCACCGUGGUACAAGAAGACGAUAGUAGGGUAGACAGGUGAUAACACAACCCUUUUCCUUUGUUGUUGUUCUGGUUAAGUCUAUUUGGCUCUAUUCAGAGCUUUUCUUUUCUAAGUGUCCCGAGAGCAAAACUUAAGUAACCACUGUAACGAUAUAGAUGUAAUCGUUAAUUCAUUUCCGGUCUAUGUUACGUCACUAAUGCCAUGGUAACCGGCAGACCAGGCUUUCCGCUUCAGCUUUUCGACCUGGGUGUGUGUGCGUUGAAUAAACAACACAGUCGUAGAACUGUUUCUGCCUUCUUGUUCUACAUCCGAAUAACUUUACAACCACAACGGCCAAUCGGUAGAAAGGAAAACAUCAGAAAGACCCUUUUUGCUUUUUACCAUGAAGGAUCGUUUCCCAAUGUCCACAAUUGAAUAUGAUUAUACCGUGUUAUUCUGGUUUUCAUUUUUCUCCCGUGUCUCACUCUAUCUGGGUUUCGCACUUUUUUUCAGAUACACACCAGCAUAUACUCCUCUGGCCAUUCAAGAACUGGAUGAAAAGCAUUUGGGCACGUUCAGCUUUCGCACAAGAGAAGGAGUGUUGCAGGUACGUUGAUAACACAUCGAACAACCCAGUGUAUAAUUGUAUAAAGAUUGCGCUAAAAAAAGGUCUUUAGGAUGUGAACGAGGUCGAGGUUCAUACUUUAUAAGACUAUCUACAGGCAUCAAAAGCUGUCUGAAAUGAUACUCGUUAUUAACAGAUCGAACUUCGGCUUCGCUUUUAUUCGAUUCUGUUAAUCGCUCACAUGAUUACAGACCGAAUUGGACUCUUCUCGGUCCUAACCAUUAUCAAUCGUAUAUGUGAUCAGAAUCCCUCCAUUGUAGAUUAUGUCAGGAACAGGCGUGGAAAAGUUACAAACGAUCCUAAUGGCUCAGGUCAGUACAAUUGAUACGAAACGGUUUAAAUUAUCUCUCUUUCUAUACAAGCUUUGGAUGGAUACCUCCACCUCCAUGCAUACUUGUAUAUUUAUCAAUAAUGGUCAAAUCGUUUUACUUAUACCAUGUGAUUUUCGGUUGCAUGAUUUGAUCACUUAUAAUUACUUUGGACACCUUGAGUAUCUGACCUUUUGCUUUGCCUGUAGGUUGUUCACAAGAAUCUUAUCAUUGCAUCCAUUCUUCAACUCGACGGCUGUUCAAAAAUCAUCAAAGCUGCAAAAGCAAAGGAAGCAGAAACCGAGAAAAGGUAUUUGUCCAGAGGUUAAGUCAAUUGAACUGCGAGAUGAAAAAGUGACAUUGAAUUGCUUUUUUUGAUGUUGCAAACCCCAAGGGAAAUUCAUCCUCGAAACUAGUGAGGAUCGAGACGCUUGAAGAACGUUUCGAGGACCUCCAUCGCAGUUUCGAGAAAAUAAGUUCUUUUUUUGUAAAACAAUAGCGAAGGGCAGAGUACAAGCUAAGUAUUUGAAGCAUCUAAAUUAUUCUUUCAUUUUAAUCAUUGGUUUUUUUUUUGGUUUUUUUUUUUAUAACUUUGAUUUUAAUGUGACCAUUUUGGAAACGCCGGGCCCUAUAGGGUGCGAUAAAAUGACUGAAAUGUCGCUUCUAAUCUACUUACAUGAAUGAAUUAAAAAAGCCUGAACAAAUGCAUAAUUUUGUCCUCCCAAGCGGUCACCUGAUUCUCUUGAAAUUUGAUUCGCUUUCAGCGCUGGAUUGUCCCCAGGCUCCUCGCAUGACACUUCCUUUGCCAGUCGGCCUAGUUCAGGCGAGGGAACGUCUGCUCAUCUUGCACCAUUCUCCACCAAGAGACUGGACCGAGAGUUUGAACGCAAGCUUCAGGAGGUGUUUGUAUCGGUGCAGUUGGAGAAGGUGUGUUGCAAAAUAGGAAAACAUCUUUUAUAAAAAUUAUUGUUUUCUCUUUUUCUGCACAAUGUUUGAUUCUUCCAAAAUAUUGCGUUUAUCAAUUAGAAAUCACGCUACAUUUUUGUAAUCUGUCAAAUAUAAAAUUUCCAAAGAAUAAAACAGCGUUUUGUUUUUCCAGACGUUUUUGAGAGAUAAAAUGUUAAAUGACUAUAUACACAAAAAGGAACAAUUGGGAACAGUCAUGAAGAACAUCGAUGAGGUUAUCAAGCUGAAAAGGUGAGUUUCCUAACUCAGUUGUGGAAGCAAAUUUGUAAAAGAGAUCAAUAAACCAGUUGGAGGUGGAAUUUGUUCCGAACUGAACACAUUAAUCACAGACGAAGAACUAACGCUCAAAACGCCAGGUUAAGAAAACUCUUCACGAUGGCCAAUAUACAUCAUUACCUCAGUUGUUAAAACCAAAUUAUCUUAAAAUAUUCCCCACCGACGCAGCACCACAGUUUCUUUAGAAAAUUACCCGCUUUAUUCAUUAAUUCAUUCCUAGAUUAUUUGUUUACUUUAUUCCGACGCUUCUUUGCUUCAGAAAAUUAGUCACGGAUUUCUGCGAAAACCUUCACAAGAGAGUGUCCCAGUAUUCCCUGCAGUCUCAGGUAGCUGUUCUGUCCUGCAAAUUUCCAUGUGCCAAAUCGUAUUGAAAUACUAAGACACUGGCUGAGCUACACAAUGUCUGGUGGCCGCCCGUAAUUCAUGUUAAUAUUCCUUACAACUUCGAUCUCUUUCGUUUAUUAUCCCCAUUUUGGUGCUUACCCUAUCAUAUCAAUGUUACAAUUUUGUGUUGUUGAAGAAAAUUAAGCUCUCAGAAAAAAGGUUUUCAAAUUUCCUGAAGUGAUUUUUUCAAGCCAAAGUUAAUAAAACAGGGUUAAUCAAGAUUGAUUGUAGACUUCUUAGUGAUUUAUGUGGUAUUUUGAAUCUUUUUAAGACUGCCGUAGUUGGGGGAGACUCGUCAUCCUCACAAAUAUUCGAGGCAAAAAAUUGAGGUUAAACUUAGGAGUAAGGCCAUUUUAUUUCAGUAUUUUCAAUUUUUUUCUUAAAUACGCUUUUCCUGUAUCUUGUAGAUAAUCGCUUAUUCUGCAAGUCUGUUAAAUCUUAUGGCUGACUUUCCAACCACAAGGUACGUGUGAGAAUUCAUUGUUCAGUCCAUCACACCUUAUGUAACAGUUUAAAAUUUCAGACAAGGAAAGAACCUUUAAAAAAGCUUGGCAUACUUAGUAACGUUAAACAAAGAGUGGCCAUGAACAAGGCUUGAUUAAGUAGAACAAAUCUUGUGGUUAGCAGGAGGGAGUGCUUGAAACCGGACUGCCUGAUUCUAAGACCAGCGUAAUAACAUUUCUGUCACGCUGGCACCUUUAUAUUUUGUUGGAAGAAGUGUAGUAAUACGAAGAAUUUAUGGGAUAAGCGCCAGUCUACAUUAGUCAGCGAUUACGCAAGUCUUAAGAACUGGGCGAGUUUUCUUUUAUUUUCCCUCCACAAAGCCUCGACUUCGUGAACUCGACCCAGUUUUGUUUUCUCCCACCCCGAACUUAUGGAACCUUGGCCGGGUAAGAACUGUCAUUAAAUCCUACUCUUUUUUCGUUUCUUAGAGAUGCUCAUUUUGUUAUUGGCGAGGAAGAUGAGAAGAAAACUGAAGAAGACGAUAACUUAGUUUCUGAUCCCAAGUACGUUACAUUCAUUUGCUGUACAUGACAAAAUUUUCUCUUUUGCUGUAUUCCACCUAUCUUGUUUUUCUCUCUGUUUUUGUUCGUGUUUUUGUUUUUAACUUUAUCUUAUUGGAAGGUCUUAAUAUUGUAUUCUUGAGGGCUUUCUUUGAAAAAGGAAAUGAUAUUAAGAAGAGUGAUUUUGCUUUCGAGGCAGUCGUAAACCUCAGGUUCUUGGAAAACGAGACAAUGUCUCAAUAAUUGCAAGUUAAAGAGGUAGAGCGAUGGAAUGUCGAAAGCCAGUAUCGCAGCUCACAGUUUUCCUUACGGUUCGCUUUCGGAAAGCUGUUCGCUUCUUGGAACAGAUAAUGUCCACGUCAAAUAUCCGUGCAUAUUUUCGCACAAAAUAGAAGCUAUUGUGUUUAACAUCGUGCAACACACGUGAAAAAAUGUAAUAUAAUAGCGCGCUGUAUUUAUUUAUUUUUUAAGAUUAAAUCUGUACAUUCACACCUUAAGCCUUAAUUUUUCCCCAGGCAAUUCAGACCCAGACCUCGAAGGCUGCUGUCGUCCGAUGGCAAAAGUUUGUUAAACCUCUGGUUUAUUCCUCAUUACACCGAGGUAAAGGGAGAACAUUCAAUGGGUGAUCAGCAAAAGGCCUGAAAUAAGUUACUUAUUGAUGCAGCUUUUUACACAUGAUAACCUUACACCUUAUGGAAUAUGAACAACCUUGCUAGUUUUUUACUGAACUCAACGAUUGUCUCAAUUGAGUGUGAAAAGUAAUCAAAAAGCGACUUGGUCACCUGCGUUUUCCCGCGCUUUGGGCAGUUCACCCGGUUUUAGUUUGAGUUCUCAUUGGCUGUUAAAGAUUUUUCCUUUCUUCUGAUGACGAAACAAAAACUCAAUCGAUAGGCGCUCUUAAAUCAUGUUCUUGCUUUUUUUAAAUUUUCAGAUAACAAGGAUGUUUUCUAAAAUGAAAGGAGAUCAAAGAAACGCAGCUCUCAAAGUGAUGCUGGUGAGUUGUUCCUGUCAUCGAAAUGAUCCUGUGUUUAUUUUUUUUCACCAAUUAACCAACUUCACUUUUUCCCUCAGAGUCUUUUUGUUCUAUAUUUAGAACACUUGUGAACAAAGAUGCUUGCAUGAUCUUAAUGCGGUUUCUAUUUUAUUCGUGUUAUAGCAACUUAUUUCAUCGCUUCACGACAUCUGUCAGUACCUCUGUGCGCAUGCCCGCCUUGGCAGCUCGCAUGCCCGACUUGGAUCGCAGAAGCUGGAAUUUUCAGGGGUGACAGCUGACUGGGGAGGCACUGAGGGCAUUGGUGAGUAUACAGCUUAGAGAAAGCCUUUUAAGUAGCCUUCAUCUCAAUGGGAUAUGGUUUACCUCUACCUUUGUCCCGAUUGGCUUUUUUGUUCGGAGUAUGAAUCUGUGGUAUUGGUUUGGUGAAAAUCGAUGAAAAAGCGCUCUAUCUGUGCUAUCUGCAUUACCAGCUCUCUGCAUUACUGCACAAUCUCUUUGUAACGAAGUCCUUAAGGUAAUGGUAGUUUUAGUUUUUUUUUUCGUAAGCGCACGCGGACGAAAGUCCAGGUCCCUCUUACGUUUAGACUGUGAAAGGUUUAGAGAUUGAAUACUUUUGACACUACUCGCUGAAAAUAUGCUUCAUUACAUUUAUCUCUUCACUUAUUAAUCCAGGUGCUGAGUUACGUGAGAUUCAGAAACAAAUCAACCAUCUGGAAAACCCGCACGAUCCUCAAGAGGUACACGAAUUAGUUUAGACAAUUCCUCUUACUGUCUCCCAUACAUUUCGUACAUUGUUAGUUAUGAGAAUUUAGUAUCAAUCUUAAAACAUUGCGUCUCUUCACUUACCUGCUUUUCGCUUUAUCGAUAUCGGAGGUAGGAAGAAUUUAUCAAUCAUGGCUGUUGGGAGCCAACGCUUACGUUGAGAGAACCGGUCAGCCAGCUCAGAGUUUAUUCUAACAAAAUUUCAUCAACUGUUUCUUAAAGCCCUAAUAAUGUAAUUCGUUUUUUUGUAGGUUGCAGACUUCCUGGCCAAACGCCGCGAUAAUAUGUUUUUGGAGUUCGACAUUUCCAUCAGCCACUCCGUGCGGGACACUUUCCUUUCUACUGGAAACGAGUCUGCCUAUAAAGUAAGUUGUCAGCAUACUUGGAAAAGAGGCAUAGAUAGCGUUUUACAACCAAUGCAAUCUCGUAGGGUGAUUAAAACCCUUCCAUAUGUUUUUGUCGCGAGGAGCCAUGUCAAACCCGAAGUAAAUAUACAAUGCCAGUGUCAAGGGCUGUACACCGUGAAAAACACAAACUCGUGAUUGUUUCACGUCUUGCAUGUAAUUGGUUGAGAUGGCAAUGCACGUUUUUUUAAACCAAUCACACAGCAAAUAUGUAGUAAACAAAUCCAAAAUAUUCUCGCAUUUCUUUCAGCAUGCAAUUGAAAAUUCUCAGUUACUUUAGUGAGCCGAUUAUUCCAAAGCUAGCUUACAUGUUGCCCUGACUUAUCCUCUGUUUCUAGUUUUUGUCUCUAUCUCUCACAAGGCCGUGUACGUAAAAUCCAUUUGGGUUUUUAUUGCCUACUGGCGAUACUUUCCUUCGAUGCCAUAGACUAUUGUUAUCAUUUUAGAUUUGAUUUUUUUUGUCCAUUUGUUUUUUUUUUUAUUUUUUUUUGUAUUCAGUCGAAACGUGCUUCUCACCCGACUGUAAGCAGUUCACAUUUGACUUUUCAUCAUCAGACCGCGCUAACACCAUGAUUGUCCCUAUUUUGCCUCUCAGAGCAUUACAGAUAACAUGGAGUUCGCUCUUCAAAACCUCAGCAAUCUCCCCAGGUAUGAUAGUAGAUUGAUUUGUGUUAAUUUUUCCUCUUCACAGCUUAUAAAUAGAGGUUUUAAAGAGGAGAAAAAAUAAAGCUCAAUGAAAUUUCCUUGUCAAUAUACCGGCUUUACCAAUGAGAUGUGGCGGACCUAAAAGAGGUUUGCAGAGGAAUUGUCUUCAAUUUGCUUCUCGACUUUACUUGCUUUUCCUUACUCCCCUUCCCCUAACUUUUGGUUAAGUAUCCACCGAUUUGUCGUGGUAAUUGCCACGGUGGCCGUGAUCUCCUUACUGGCUUACUGGUGAAGAUGUUGGUUUCCCGCCCUCCCCCCCCCCCGUCGCUAUCUUUAUGGCUUCUAAUACUGGCGAAAAAUAAUUCUAAGAAGAAAACCAAAAACAUUCCAUAUGCUGAAUGUCGCCUUUAUAUGCACUGUUCUUUAAUUUGCUGUUCUUUUCUCGUAGACCAUGCAUCUAUAAUGCCCAGAUCUCGUUACCUGAACCGUUAGAAGCAAAAGAGACUCUGGCACGAAGUUUGUAUCCUUGGAGAGCCUUCCUAGAAAGGUUAGUGAUGCAUUGCACUUGGGUUUAUUGUUUUCAAAAAUCCCUUUGUCGAGAUUCUGUCGGAAAAUGAUUAAAUACAAUGGAUAUUUGCUCCAAGAGGAGUCCUUUCUUCGCAUUAAUCUUUGCAGUUUCUCUCAUGAAAGAUGCAAGAUUUAUGUACCAACUAUUGAUGCAAAGAAACAAACCUGAGGACUGGGAGGAAAAAUAGAACCUCCGUCAAGAUGUUUGCUGCGACAAAAAGCACGCAGAAUGGAGCAAUUUCCUUUUGAAUGUAGAAUAUAAUUCGAGGGUUUGUUGGUUUUUUUACUUCGCUCCGUGAUUGGGUUAGAAAACUCGCGUCGGUCUCUCUACCAAUCAGAUGCAAAACUAAAACAAAUCACGAAUUUGUCGCCUGCGUUUUCUCGCGCUUUAGGCAGUUUGUUUAUUUUUUACUUUUAAAAGUAUUUUCCUUUCUUCUGAUUGGCCCUCGUGAUUGUCUUGGAUUUGUUUUUACGACACUCGAUUGGAAAGCGCUCUUAGCAAAGUGAUUCAAGGAAAACUCAAAGAAAACUUCAAUAACUUUCGCGAAGGGCGAAAACGGGUGGUUUAAGCCAGUGUUAAUUUUGGUUUGCUUACCAUUGCAGUCAAACUAGCAACUAUAUAUAUGGAAUACUUGAUGUAUAUAAAAAAAGAAUUUCUUAAUCCAUUUUUUACGAGAGUUCGCAAUGGAUCGAACCCAGAAAUUCUGAGUACCCGUAGAAUGUUCUGACACUGAAAUACUGCGAACUCUCAGCGAGAUUCCUCUGACGAAGAGCAGACGCAGGAAUCUUCAGCAUAGGUAACAAUUUACGGGGGCCAGUCUGCAUUAUGAACCAACCUAAUUAAACAAAAUCAUCUUGUAACGCCCCACCGACGAAGCACAACAUUUUCUCUGGAAAUUUACCCAUUUAUUCUUGUUGCGAUGGGUCUGCGAUACGGUUAAAUAACGGUACGAUAUUAUAGAAUGAUUAGAAUGAUGCGUAGCAAUCCCUCCAGUAUCAAAUUGUAAGAACUUUUAUUUCAGGUACGGUCCUUUCCCAAUGAUGUACUGGCAAUGGGACCUCAUUGGGGAGAAUAUCCACACGCAUAAAUUUGAAAACUAAAUAUUUAUACGUGUUUAGCUGGAUUACGUGAUGGAUGGACAG